CUGCGGUCCCACUGAUAGUGAGAACGAAGUGCGUUAUUUCAUUUUUAUACCAUUUAAUUUAAUUAGAAAUAUAAGAAAAUCAACAAUAUGCGUGAGUGAAAUUGUGUGAAUUCAAAAACCAAAACGGGUUAAAUGGCCGCUCUGCUUCGUAAAUGGCUUAAAACUGACGCGAACUAAUACUGCCAACAAGCAACAACAACCAGAAGCAGAAAGCAAGGAAACAAGCAACAACAACACCUACCCUACACCAGCAGCAACAACAACGCAAUUGUGAUAGACAAAGAAAUAGAUUAACAGAGAACGAAGGGGCCCACAAAACGCAAACAACCCAAUCACUGUGGGACGGGGGAAAAUGGGAAAUAUAUUUUUGCAUAAAUAACAUAUUAAUGAAGAAAAACUGAGAAAUAAAAUCAAGAAAACGGUUUUACACACUUAUGUAUUUGAUACGAUACGCAACGAAAAUAGCUUUAAAGUAAUAAGUAAAAAGAAGCAGCAGCGGAAAAUAGCAAAGCAAACGGAAAAUAAAACAAUACAAUACUCGUGCUGAAAGAGAAGAAGCGAAGCAGAAGAGAAGGCAAAACCAAAGCAAAAAGCAAGAAGAAGAGGCUUGUUGUGUUGUUGUUGACUCGACUUUGGCGUCGACGCGCAGAGCAGGCCACAAAUAAAAACACACAACACAGGCACGGCACGGCCACAGCUGAUGUAAAAUAAUUUUCAGCGCUUGUGUGUUUGUGCUCGUUUACAAUUGAUUAAAACCAAAACACACAAACACACACACACAUACAAGUAGCACACACGGGCGCGCCAUUGUGAGAAUUGAUCAAAGAUUACAAGUAUAGCCGCCAGGUGGCAGCACCAGACAUCGCUGCCACACACACAAACGCAAAAAACUACAAGCACACACACGUACAGAUGAAGGAACAAAACCAACACUAUUGAAGCACUGCCAAAACAGAAGUGUAACGAGCAGAGAGAAGGCAACAGCGGUGGAGCUUACCAAGGGGGGAUAGACCGAGAGAGCGAGAGAGAGGAGAUAGAAAAACAGCUCCAUGAUGCUGUACGUAUUCCAUGUGGACGUCGGUCGCAUGCUGAGUUUCGACAUGAACGUGGCUCUGCAAUCCGUGGAGAACCUAAAGGAGACAAUACAGAAACUGCACGGCAUUCCCGCCGUUAAGAUUGUCCUGCUGGAGAGCGGGGGCGAGAUGCUGACACACUCCACGCAGGUGUCGUGCUACUCGGCUGGCACCGACACCAAUCCCAUUUACAUGUUUCUCACAAGCGACGAGCGGCUGGCUCCGACGAUACAGAACAGUGACGCCGACGCAGAACUCCGGCGCCAGGUGGAUGAGAGUCGAACCCUUCCACCGAGCCUUGAGGCAGUGCGUCAGCGGGCCCAGCUGGCACAGCAUAUGCGCGAGCUGGCGCGCAAGGAGGAGGCUCUGUGCGAGCGACUAGUGCACGAGCAGCACCUGCAGCAGCAGGGCUGGUCGGCGGUGGUGGCCAACAUGGAGGAUCUGACCAACGAGUUCCGUGAGCGCUUCCACAACUUCUGUCUGGCCUUCGAUCGGCACUUGCAGAAGCGGGACAGCUACCUGGAGCUGUUGAGGAACUUCUCCGAUGAUCUCAAGCAGCUUGCCAGGAUUCCCAUACUGCCUGGCCUCAUGGCUCUCGCCGAGGCCGAUUUCCAUGGCUUUGACGAGCUGCUGGACAACGAUGAUGUGUUUGUCCAGCAGCAGAAACAGCAGGAGCAGCAGCAGCAGGGUGCUCUGAACGAGUCCUCGCAAGCAGACUCGCCCAACAAGAAGCUCAAGAUGGGUGACGAGAAGGAGGGCACCGGUGAGGAAGGAUCAGAUCAGGCCGUGACCGAGGGGGACCAGCAGGCGGCGACCAGAGUGUCUCAGACCUCCACGACCUCCAGCUCGCUGGCGCGCCGCCACAAUCUGAAUCUGCUGCAGUGGAUCAGCUCCAAGGGCAACCACAGUGCGCUGCAGCUGAUGUCGGACGAGUGCAUCCAGGGCCUAGACAUUUUCAGUGCAGACAUAUACGAGAAGCUCAAGGAGGAGGUGCAGCACAUCAUCAAAAUGGCCAACCAGGGCGACGUCAAGGAGAUAAAGGGACUCAGCGAUCGCCUGUGCCGGCUGGAAGAGUUCAAGUUUAAGAUUAAGAAGAUGGUGCAGGAGCAGAAGGAGCAGGCGCUGGCCCUCCAGCAAAACGAGGCGCGUGCUCUGAAUCUGCGCGACAAUUCUGUGCUGCCCGACCUGUGCCUCUCUCACUGCACGCAGCUGCAGGUGAUGCUGGAGAACCAUAUCAAGAUCCGCGACUUCUGCCGCUGCAUCGCCAACUCCAAGGACGAGCUGGGCAAGAACCUGCACACACGUCUGCGGCGCAUCGUGUGGAUCGAGAAUGGCAUGAGCGAGUUUGACAAUCGCCUGCUCUUCAACCACCGUUGCCUGCGGCGUGCCGAGCGGCACAUCAGCAUCAUCGAGCAGAUCCACCGAGCCCCCUGCACCUAUGUGGCGGCGGUGGCUGAGGUGGUGCGUCGGAAGAUAUUCUCCGACGAGUUCCGCCAGUGGGCCACGCGGCUCUCGGUCGACUUUGAUCGCAUCCACAGCGAGGAGUUGCGUCGCAGGCGGGAGUUCAACGCCAGAUUCGACGGCCACUUUUUGAACAUCCUCUUUCCCGGCAUGGGCGACAUGCCGCCCGCCUUUGCCAACGAGCAUCCCCUCAGCUUCGACACGCGUCUCCCGCCGCUCAACAGAUCGGACAUUGAACUGCUCUCCUCGCAGCUGCCCGAGCUGUCCGCCCAGCUCCAGCUGCCAAAUAUGAGGCCGGUGAUAGAGUUCUUUGUGCAUCGAUCUGGUGUCGCCAGGGAACAGGAACAGGAGCACGAGCAGGAGCAGGAGGAGUCCGAGCAGGAGCCACCUCUGUUGGCUCCGCGACUGGCUGAGCUGCAAGCAGCUGGAGUUGGCACUUCGGCCACUUCCGACUGCGAAACGGACACAGAAAGAGAGUUUGAAAAACUGACGACGGCCGUCAAGUCCGUGAGCACGACGACCAGCGGCAUCGUUGGCGAGCAGAUAGCCAGGAGCACGAACACGGAGGAGCUGCUGAUGCUUAGCGCGGGUACACUCACCGAGGAGAAUGGGGCCAGCGUCCAGAGGAUGCGCGGGACCAUCGAGGACAUGUCGAAGCUUGCUCGGGCCUGUCUAGCCGAGGCGCGCUCCAACACAGACACGUUCCGCAGCGAUGCCAAGGGCUACCAGGACGAGUUGCAGUCGGAGCUGCAGCUGCUGCGGGACAAGGUGAACGUGCUGCGCAUGCAGUGCGAGGAGCGCGAGCGGCAGGCCCAGGAGCAGUUGGAGGAGAUGCGCCUCAAGCUGGAGCUUGCGGAGCGAGACAAGCUGGCAGCUGUGGCCCAGGCAAGGGAGCAGCUGAUCCACGAGCACAAAACGGAGCUGGAGUCGCUGCGCUGUCGCUUCAAGCUGAUGACCUCCAUGGAGCGCUCGCCCUCGGACAGCAGUCUCGAGAAGCUGGAGCGUCCCACGAGCAGUGCCAGCGUGGCAAGCGCCACCACCACGGCCACCACCGUGGACGUGGACCAGUUGCUGCACCAGCAGCGACAGGAGCUGUUGGCACAGCACGAGCGAGCAAUCAGCGAGGCUGUUCAGUCGGAGCGCUCCCUGUGGCAGUCGCGCCUGCUCCCACUGAACUCAGAAUCUGUGAUGGCCAACGUGUGCAUACUGAAGGACAUGCUGGCCGAGAAGGAGCGGCAGCUGGAUCAGCUGCGGGAGCAGAACCAGUUCCUCACCCAGGAGACGUACCAGCUGAAGACGCGCCUCGAGAUGAUCACCAACGAGGACGGCAACAGCUGGCUCAAGGAGAAGAUCGACUAUCUGAAUCGGGACAAGUGUCGGCUCGAGGAGGAGCUAAACCAGGAGAAGAGCAAGCGCCUGGAAAUGGAGACAAGUGUGGCGGCCAUGAAAAGCUCCAGCUACGAUCUGCCUUCGAUUGGCGGUACACUGACCCGUUCCAAGUCAACGGGCGGUUCCAGUCAGCGGUCCAUUGCCCUGGAGGGUUGCUCCAGGGGCGAUCUCGUCUUUGUCGUGUGGAGCAUGCGGCAUGCCCAGUUCAUGGUCGUACAGGACUCGCUCACACUCUACUUUGUCCAUGGGGAUAGUUUGGCUGGCCUCCAGUUGGCUCCUCCAAACGCACUCGCCCCGGCUUCGGGCACUGCUGAUGCCUCCGUGGCUGUGCCCGUGCACAUGGCCGCAGCGGAUUUGAAUCAAAUCCCUCUGCCGUACUAUGCCAUUGGGCGGGUUGUGGACAAGGAGUACUGUCAGGCGCGAAAGGAUGACAAUCGGUACCACGUCAGCAGGGGCUCGAAGUUCUAUCGGAUCAAGCUUGCGCCCAUGCCAUCUCGCAAUGCUUCGCGACGGGAGCGUUUGGAAUCAUCGGUGGCUGCAUUGACUCGAGAUGUGAUCGAUGCGCCAAGCGCGUCUGGAAGCAGCGUCUAUCCGGGCUUCAAGCAGCGCACUGUGAGCAUCACGAGCGUGAACGAGGAGGACGACGAGUCCGCUUCGUUGCUCAGCGAGCGCUGUCGCUACAUUAGUGUGAGCGAGGAAGAUGAAUUGCUUGCUGCUGGCGGCACAGCAACAGCAAUGGCAACUGUCCCAACGGCACCAACGGUAGCGGCAGUAGUGGCAGUAGCAGCAGCGGGAGCGGGAGCAGGACCAGGACCAGGAGCAGGAGCAGCAACUCAAGCACAGUCUGUGAUAACAGAGCAGCCAACGGCAUCGAGCAAACUUAAACUGGAUCUACUGUUGGCCUCUGCUGAUAUAAUAACACAACCCCUAACACAACAACCAGAGCAACAGGAUGAGGUGACUGCAGCUCAGGUGGCGCCUGUGGCGGAUCGGAAUCCGAAUGAACCAGCAAGCGGAGUGUCGGAGGAGAGUGCAGAUGCAAAGGAUCCAGAACCCAUUACCAUCUAUGUUCCCCCGGUUCCAGAAGUAACUGCGGCUGUUAGGACGGAGGAGCCAGCAGCACCCGUGCUACCAAUGUCAAUUGGUACGACGGCCAUAAGCGAGGACUCCGACACAGAGUACCGUUCGCUGGAAGGCAGGGAGGACGCUGAGGCAGAUGGCGAUUUUCCCAUUUCCGAAUAGGAUACAAAAAUUGAGAGUUAUAUAUAACUACGUAUAUAUGUAUAAGCAUAUGUAUAUGGCGUGUGUAUCUAGGAUAAAUCUUUUACUCUAUGUAGGAACCGAACCGAAACGUAACUAAAGGAAACCCUAACAGUUAAGCCACAGGGCCACAAAUCCCUCAACACAGAUCCCGACAGACAAAACAACCAACAAAAAACUCCAAUAAAACAGCAACAGCAUCGUGAAAAGUUAUACAUAAACAUACUUAAAUAAUUUAAAGUUUACCAAGUGCAGAAUAUAUGUAUCUAUUCAAAAGAAAAACAAUAACUAUAGCUAAACCGAAAGCGAAAGCGUAAAAUGUUCUAAUGUAGCCCGCGUCUGUCUACAUAAUGUACUAUAAUCUAAAACGAAGACUCCUCUGUAAAUGAGUUCGAAGGGAGCCUCUCUCUCUGCCUCUCUCUCCACCUUUCUUCACAGUCCCACGCCCAUUACAAGCUGCAAUUUUCAUGUUAAAUUAAUGUACGCUAACAAUUACCUUGUAAUCAAAAAUUGUACACAAAUCAAAUAGUUUUUGGUUGAAUGUGAUUCUUUUUUGAUUGUUUAAGUGCCAAGAAAGUUAAUUUACAGUCACAUUACUUAGUUUUGUAGCGAGUAAAUAAUUGAUGCGAUGAUAAAAUGAUAUUUUUGUAUAGAAUUUUUAUAGAACCAGAACCCACACCCACACAGAAAUCACACACACCCUAUACCCUCUCACAUGCUAUAUAUUGGGCUCAGCCCGGAAAAAAAACAAAACACAGUUUUAUGCUCAGCUUUCUCUCCUCCACGCCGCCUUACCCAAAUAGUCUUUACUUUCUUUCCCCGCCCUCUCCAUAUCUAGGGUAUCUUGAUUUUUCGACUUUUUGUAAAUAAUUAAGAUCGGAAAUCGACGAAUAGUUAUUUAUGCCUUUAUUCAUAGCCAGGAAACACUUGAAAAUUACGACAACAAUUUAGGAUAUAAACACUUGAUUGGUUUUUGCGUGAUAAGGCGAUGAUUUUUUAACGCGAAUUGUAAAUAAACACACACAAAAACUAAAUUUAAACUAUAUACAUAAUACUUUAACAAUUUAAAUGAGGAAACGUGUAAGCGAAGGUGUAACAAAAGCGGAUUGCAAAGUUGUCAAGCUU
Molecule: messenger RNA, 6308 nt
Organism: Drosophila subobscura
Lineage: Eukaryota; Metazoa; Arthropoda; Insecta; Diptera; Drosophilidae
Gene: Atg17
Product: RB1-inducible coiled-coil protein 1
Exons: 5
Coding region: 1050-5165 (1371 amino acids)
Biological process (GO): autophagosome assembly; autophagy of mitochondrion; piecemeal microautophagy of the nucleus
Cellular component (GO): extrinsic component of membrane; Atg1/ULK1 kinase complex; phagophore assembly site membrane
Molecular function (GO): molecular adaptor activity; protein kinase binding
Source: RefSeq, a predicted model, not a curated record